Molecule: messenger RNA, 672 nt
Organism: Cooperia oncophora
Lineage: Eukaryota; Metazoa; Nematoda; Chromadorea; Rhabditida; Trichostrongylidae
Source: the annotation of a GenBank genome assembly
AUGUUGGAGAGCAUUGCGAGUCUCGUUGCCAUGGAUGGGUCAAUCAGACGACAGGUGAAUGCCAUUGUUCGGGCCGCUUGUUUGGAAAAGCUUGCGAUCUGGUCUGCGUCGAAGAUCCCAUCGAAACGACGCGGGGCCGUUAACUCUCGUCUCACACUCAGUGGUCUCUCGUUUUGUAUGAUAACCAUAGGAUUGCUUUGCGUCACGGCAAGACGACGUCGUGCCGGUCCUUUGCCUUCCUCAGAAGACACCUGGUAUCGAGUGUUCCAGCCAGCGCAGACGAGAGCGGCCAGAUGUCGACACGAUUUAAUGUGCGGCGGGUCCUGGAUCCCACGUGACAGAGCGCUGCUGGUGGCCCCAGGUCGAGCUGCUUUGCUUCAUAGCAACAGUCGGAACUCAACUCGAGGGCGACGGAUGGCCACGCCUCCACCAAGCUACACGUCAGUGGACAGUUUAGCAGAAGACCAAUCACCGCCCACAUACGAAGAAGCUACACGAAUUAUGGAAAACUCUACGAAUAGUGCGGCUCUGAUCCAAGAGCUGAUCGACGAAACCGUGCAGACGGUUGAAGCCAAAGACGAGUCAUUACAGGUAGCCGAGGGCAGUACCAACGCUACUACCCAGACAACAAAUCAAGACGAAGAGGGUGCUAACACAGCGAGCUCAUUCUGA